Messenger RNA from Cajanus cajan (pigeon pea), 2063 nucleotides. It is a transcript of the gene PFK2, whose product is annotated as phosphofructokinase 2. The record is from RefSeq and is a predicted model, not a curated record. Gene Ontology annotation, molecular function: ATP binding; 6-phosphofructokinase activity. Lineage: Eukaryota; Viridiplantae; Streptophyta; Magnoliopsida; Fabales; Fabaceae. Gene Ontology annotation, biological process: fructose 6-phosphate metabolic process; glycolytic process.
ACUUAAUAAUUGUAAGUUGUGCGCAGGUAACACGCGACAAUCUGAUUGGUAUAAGUCACAUUCUAGUUGACCAGAAACUGAAUUGAUCAAAUCGAGUUGGCCUAACAAGCUAAUAAUUUGGUAAAAAAAGCUAGUAAUUCAGGUAGCAUGUGUCUCACUCUUUUAUUUUGGGGACUAGUAAGGCGUUUCGUGUAUUUUUUUGACAAUAAAAAAAUUUACAGAAUCAAAAUUUCUUUUAAAAUAUGAUAACAUUGGUUGAAUAUAUAAUAAUUAGCUAUUUUAAAAAUAAUUGAUUUAAAAUUUGAGAGUGUAGAGAGGUGUCUAAAAAAGGGCGCAGAAGAUGUAAUGCGUGUCAAAGGAUGAAGGCAGCGAUGGCCACGUACAGUACUUGUGUUGUUUAGUUGAAAUAGAAAAGGAAGGGAGAGUAGGGUGUAGAGUGUAGAGUGUAGAGUGUAGAGUGUAGAGGUGUGUUAGCAUGGCAGACAAUGACAUAUCGGAGUUGUUCAAGCCCAUAUUCCUGAAGGAAGUUCCUCACCUUAACCUCCAAAGCCACCCCAACCCACUCGAUCACCAUCCUUACUUCAACACCCACAAACAAGCCUUCUACUUCACACAAUCCGACCUCGUUCUCCGCCAGAUCGACAACCACCCCUCUCCCUCCCCCCGCUUCGCCUACCUCCGCGCCGGUCCCCGCAAACUCAUCUCCUUUCAGCCUUCCGAUGUUCGCGCCGCCAUUGUUACCUGCGGAGGCCUCUGCCCCGGCCUUAACACCGUCAUCCGAGAGCUCGUUGUCUCUCUCUCCAACCUCUACUCUGUCCCUCAUAUUUUCGGCAUCACCGCUGGCUACAGAGGAUUUUACUCCACUCACCCUCUUCCUCUCAGCCCCAACCUCGUUCGCCAUUGGCACACCAUGGGUGGCACCCUCCUUCAGACUUCAAGAGGAGGUUUUGAUCUCCACAAGAUCGUCGAUGCCAUCCAACAUCACGCUUUCAAUCAGGUGUACAUUAUAGGUGGAGAUGGGACUAUGCGAGGAGCCGUGAAGAUAUUUGAUGAAAUACGGCAUCGCAAAAUGAAUGUUGCAGUUGUUGGAAUUCCUAAAACAGUGGAUAACGACGUGGGAAUAAUCGACAGAUCUUUCGGAUUCCAAACAGCAGUUGAGAUGGCUCAGCAAGCAAUCAGUGCUGCUCAUGUGGAAGCCGAGAGUGCAGUCAACGGCAUAGGCCUGGUGAAGCUGAUGGGUCGAAGCACAGGUCACAUUGCUCUACACGCCACACUCAGCAGCCGUGACGUUGAUUGCUGCCUAAUUCCUGAACUAGAUUUCUACUUGGAAGGUGAAGGAGGUCUCUUCCAAUUUCUCAACCAGCGUUUGAAGGAAAAUGGGCAUGCAGUUCUUGUAGUUGCUGAGGGUGCUGGCCAGGACAUAAUUCCCAGAACUGAUUCACAGAAGCAAGAGCGUGAUGAAUCAGGGAACAUGGUUUUCUUAGAUGUUGGUGUGUGGUUGAAGUCAGAGCUGAACAAGUGGUGGGCCAGGGAACACCCGGGGGAGUUGUUUACAGUCAAGUACAUCGAUCCUACUUACAUGAUUCGUGCAGUUCAUGCAAAUGCCACUGAUAACUUGUAUUGUACACUCCUGGCACACUCUGCUAUUCAUGGUGUUAUGGCGGGGUAUACUGGAUUUGUUACUGGUCCUAUUAAUGGAAACUAUGCCUACAUUCCAUUGGAAGAUGUGGCACUUGCAAGUAACCCAGUUGAUACUAAAGAUCAUAAAUGGUCGUGGGUGAGAUCUGUCACUAAUCAGCCUGAUUUUGUAAGGAGGUAAGGUAAGACAAAGACAAGGCAUCAAAGUUUUCAAUGAGUUGGGAGAUCCUGUUCGUAGGUGAUUGUCAUUAUGUUAAGAUGUCAAUAGGUCAUGUUAUGUCCUAAUGUUUCUUCUACUGGCUGGAGAGUCUUGGUAAAAGAGAGAUGAUGUACGAAUUUUAUGUCGAUUGUGCAUAUUCUGUAACUAAAGUUUUAUGAUGGAUUUUAAUUAUCAAUAGAUCAACUCCCUUAAAUUAAACUUUCAA